Paracoccidioides brasiliensis Pb18 is the source of this 483-nucleotide messenger RNA. RefSeq lists its product as uncharacterized. Bases 1 to 483 code for a protein of 160 amino acids. The record is from RefSeq and is a predicted model, not a curated record. The transcript has a single exon.
AUGUUGAAAACCACAAAGACCCACUUCUCAUCCCCACGGGAAGAGUCACCGGCGAUUCCUCCGAUACCCUUGCCACUGCCACUGCUGCGUGUCCAAGGCCUAAUACCCGGUUCCUACGAGUUGACAGGACAGACCCCUUUCCCAACCCCUAGUCACCUUCCCCCGCCCCCCGGGGGAUCUUCCACCGGGACAACUCCACCACCUCUAUACCACACACACCGCCCUUACCAAGCAGCCAGAGGACACGUUCCGCCCCUUUACACCGCCCGCUGCCCCUGUCCCAACAGGGCUAGCGGGGUGCCGGCACGCCCUCUGCUGCUUAUUAUAAUAAUGGCCCUCCGCUUGUCUUCUCCCUCUUCUCCUCCCUCCCCCGACAACCCCCGCUUCACCAUCGCUGCCCAACCUCAUCCAUCAGGUUCUCCAUCUCCACCUCCACCUCUACCUCUCCGUCCCUCCCUUGAUCGAAAGCUCCUUUAUUCUUGA